This is a messenger RNA of Funneliformis caledonium, 588 nucleotides long. The record is from the annotation of a GenBank genome assembly. NCBI's taxonomy places the organism in Eukaryota, Fungi, Glomeromycota, Glomeromycetes, Glomerales, Glomeraceae.
AUGCUCCGUCACGAUGUAGGACGAUUUACACAAAAUGACUUUAAGGAAUUAGAAAGUCGAUUAAAAGAUUUUAUUCCAUUUAUUAGAUUUUUCAGUAUCACAAAAGAUCAGUACACUUUAGGAGUUUUGUCUUACGAAAAUAUUCUUCCUGAUACUUUGAGAAAUGAAUUAAGGAAAUUCUUUGAAUCGAAUGGGGAAAAAUCUCCACCUAAAGAUUUUCUUCCAUCAAGAAUUCCAAUUAAUCAAAUGGUGCCAGAUUCCGUUCUAAUUAAUAAUAGACAACUGGAACUUUUGGCAAGUAGUCGUGACGGAAUGAACGUUAAUGAUUUUCACAGACUAUGUAUUAACAAGGGACCAACGCUAGUUGUAAUUCAUAAUUGCAAAGGAAACAUUUUGGAUAAUAUUAUUUUAAGCCGAAUCGGGUAUGGUAAGCUUUCAGUUUUUAAUGGGAGUAGUUCGUUAUUAGGAUUUCAAGACCUCAAUUGGUUUGAAGGAAGAUAUAAGAAAAGGUAUUUUGAAAAAGAAAUUUUGAAGUUUAGUGGGUUUGUUACUGAAAAUUAUGAAGUUUUUCAAGUUGUUAAAAAGUAG